This is a messenger RNA of Protobothrops mucrosquamatus (brown spotted pit viper), 2617 nucleotides long. RefSeq names its product heparan-alpha-glucosaminide N-acetyltransferase (gene HGSNAT). NCBI's taxonomy places the organism in Eukaryota, Metazoa, Chordata, Lepidosauria, Squamata, Viperidae. The record is from RefSeq and is a predicted model, not a curated record. Gene Ontology annotation, biological process: lysosomal transport. Gene Ontology annotation, cellular component: lysosomal membrane. The coding region runs from base 66 to 1937 and encodes 623 amino acids. The transcript is spliced from 18 exons.
UCCUCCUUCUGGCAGAGCGGCGCACUCCUCUGCUUUCGAGCAAAAGAGGAAUAGAGGCAGCGAGUAUGGUGGCGUUGGAUUGCCGGGGCCGCUCGGCUGCCUAUCUCGGGGGGGCCCUUAUCGCGCUCCUUUUGUCGGGCUUAGCUCAGCCCCACGAUAUAUCCAGACGGCCUCUGUGGAACUUGAAAAUGGAUCAAGCUUUAUUACGAAUUCAUAAUGAGUUGCUCAUUGACAACUUGUCCAUUUAUUGGGUCUCAGAUUAUUGUUAUGAGUGUUUGCAACAGGAGCUGAUUUCUAUCCAGAUGAACAGAACAUCCAAAGAAGCUCACAUUGUAGCUAUUGAUACUCAGCAUGCCCUCACGCUGAUGGUCAAUCGUUUUAAAGAAGGAAAAGAACUGUGCAGGAUUCAUUAUCAUUUUGGAGAAUAUGGAAACUAUUCCUUAAGAAUUAGGCGUCUCCAGAGCAAUAUCACAAACGUUACAUGUGAUAUAAUUAUCAAUCAAAAUCAUAUCAACAGCUAUCUCCCUAUUUUAUUUGCAUUUCUCAUCUACAUGGCUAUUUUCAUUAUUCUGAUGAUUGGACAGAUUUGCAUAAACACUGAACAAGUCAGAAAUUGGUUCUUCAAAAAGAUGGAUCCUAGAGAAACUGAUCGACUUAUUAAUUCAGAGCUUGGAUCUCCAAGCAGAACAGGUUCCAUUGGUGAAUUCCCAGUAGGAAUAUGGAAUACUGCUUCCUCUCUGCAGAGACUUCGUUCCCUGGAUACCUUCAGAGGCCUGGCACUUACAAUUAUGGUCUUUGUGAAUUAUGGUGGAGGAAAAUAUUGGUUUUUCAAGCAUCAGAGCUGGAAUGGCUUAACUAUAGCAGACCUCGUCUUUCCAUGGUUUGUAUUUAUUAUGGGCACUUCUGUUUCACUGUCUCUCAGUGCCAUGUUGAGACGAGGUUGUUCCAAAUGGCAAUUGCUGGGCAAAGUCUUAUGGAGAAGUCUCCUCCUAUUUUUAAUAGGACUCAUAGUUGUAAACCCAAAUUAUUGCCUUGGACCAUUGUCCUUGGAUAAUCUACGAAUUCCAGGUGUGCUCCAAAGAUUAGCUUGCACAUAUUUUGUUGUUGCAACACUGGAACUGCUCUUUGCCAAACCUACGCCUGAGAACAGUACUCUGGAGACUUCCUACCCUGCUCUUCAGGAUAUUCUUCCUUAUUGGCCCCAGUGGCUUUUUAUGUUGGCCCUUGAAGGACUUUGGCUGGGCCUCACCUUCCUUCUGACUGUACCUGGGUGUCCAAAAGGCUACCUAGGACCUGGAGGUAUUGGCAGUUUGGGAAAGUUUCCCAAUUGUACCGGAGGGGCGGCAGCUUAUAUUGAUCAUUUGCUUCUAGGAGGAAAACAUAUCUAUCAACACCCAUCUUCUAACGUGUUGUAUCUUACUACUGUCCCCUUUGACCCUGAAGGAAUUUUAGGAACAAUAAAUUCUGUUUUUAUGGCAUUUUUGGGACUUCAGGGAGGAAAAAUUCUUUUGUUUUAUAAAGAUCAACAUAAGCAAAUAAUUCUUCGAUUUUGUGUGUGGAGUAUAAUAAUGGGUGUUAUUUCUAUGGUGUUGACAAAAUGCUCAAAAGAGGCAGGCUUGAUUCCAGUUAACAAGAAUUUAUGGUCAAUUUCAUAUGUGACUACACUGAGCAGCUUUGCCUUUACACUUCUGCUGUUGAUAUACUAUCUUGUAGAUGUUAAGAAGGUAUGGUCAGGUGCUCCAUUUUUCUAUCCAGGUAUGAACUCCAUUCUUGUUUAUGUUGGACAUGAAAUAUUUGAAAACUAUUUUCCUUUUAAAUGGAAGCUGCAUGAUACACAAUCACAUAGUGAACAUUUGACUCAGGAUCUAAUUGCUACAUCUUUAUGGGUUAUUAUAUCAUAUAUACUCUACCGGAAAAGGAUAUUUUGGAAGAUAUAAUUCAACUCAACACAGAUCAAAAAGUAUAGGCUAUGAGAACAUUGUAUUCCCCCCCCUUAUCAUAUUAAUGUCACAUUUUUCCCCCAAGAGUCAUGUAUUUGGUUUACAUUCCAGAUUAUUUUGAACUGAAAUCUGCUUAUUUGGGGUUUGUUGGGCUGCCAUUUAGUAAAACAAGUUGUUCGAAGUUUAUUUUCUACAUUAUUCAAUUUUUAAAUAAACAUACUGAAUGCUUUCCAAUAAUGGUAUUUUCAAAAGAUUUUUUGGUACACAAUUGUUCAGAAAUUUGUCUCAUAAAAAUCAGAGGUCACACAGUGGUGUUGGACUAUAUAGGCUCAGGAAGAUUCUGUUCAUUUGAUUGUGCCACAACUCCUUGUGAAAACCACUCAGGAUUAUAGAAUGGAAUGAACAACAGUAGUCUUCAGGCUCCUUCAUAGCUUCAGUCCAGCUAGGCUAUUUGUUUGUAAAACUAAGAUACCCUUAAGCAAUAGCCAAGUCUGGCCUACAAAUAACUUGUAUCAACCUCCAACUUGCCUGCUUGAUGAUAUCACUCAACCACAAUGGUCUCAGGCAAAACAACAUCAUGAAUAUCUGUAUCUGUUUUGUGUGACUCAUGAAUUAUUGCAAUAUGACCGUAAUGGAAUUAUGGAUUUAUAUUAUUUACCCACAAUUUUUAAAUCCAA